CAGGCGGGGCGGCGGGAGCCGGGCCCCCAGGCGGAGCGGCGGGCACCGGGCCCCCAGGAGGGGCGACAGGCAUCGGGCCCCCAGACGGAGCGGCGGGCGCCGGGCCCCCAGGCGGAGCGGCGGGCCCCCAGGAGGGGCGGCAGGCACCGGGCCCCCAGGAGGAGCGACAGGUGCCGGGCCCCCAGGCGGAGCGGCGGGCGCCGGACCCCCAGGCGGGACGGCAGGCACCGGGCCCCCAGGCGGAGCGGCGGGCACCGGGUCAUCAGGCACGACAACGGGCAUUGGGUCACCAGGCAUUGGAUCGUCUGGCUCGACAGCGGGCAUCGGGUCACCAGGCAUCAGGUCAUUUGGAUCGACAGCGGGCACCGGGUCAUCUGGCGUUGGAUCGUCUGGCUCGACAGCGGGCAUCGGGUCACCAGGCAUGAGAGGGGCACUGGGUCACCAGGCAUCAGAUCAUUUGGCUCGCCAGCGGGCACCGCGUCAUCUGGCAAGGCAGUGGGCACUGAGUCACCAGGCACGACAGUGGGCUUCGAGUCAACUGGCAUGACCGUGGGCACUGGGUCAGACAUUGGAUCGUCUGGCCCGACAGCGGGC
Staurois parvus is the source of this 594-nucleotide messenger RNA. NCBI's taxonomy places the organism in Eukaryota, Metazoa, Chordata, Amphibia, Anura, Ranidae. The record is from the annotation of a GenBank genome assembly.